This is a messenger RNA of Saprolegnia diclina VS20, 1319 nucleotides long. RefSeq lists its product as hypothetical. NCBI's taxonomy places the organism in Eukaryota, Oomycota, Saprolegniomycetes, Saprolegniales, Saprolegniaceae. The transcript is spliced from 4 exons. Bases 37 to 1281 code for a protein of 414 amino acids. The record is from RefSeq and is a predicted model, not a curated record.
CGCGGAUUUCCGAUAUUGGCACACAGACCCCAGAAGAUGGCGUCGGAGCACCCGAGCCGCGCCCAGCGCGCUGCGUCCGAGGCCAUGGGCCCGUCGCCGAGCGGCGAGCACCCGUAUGGCCGCCGCAUGUCGGAGCAAGGGUACACGAGCCGGCGAAGCCUCGACGACGCGAUGGACGUGGACAUGGGCAGCCUCGGCAGCGACGGCGGCGGCUUUGCGGGCGUGCGCAUCGCGGUCCCGCCGCUCGAGAUCCCGUCGUCUAGCCUUGGCGAGCUCUCAAACUUUCGGCUGGACGCGUACAAGGAAGGCAACCUGGACCUCUCGAUGAGCAUGGACGCGUACGCGAUGAAUGUCAUCGAGGAAGGCCGGCGCGUGAUCCGCCAUUUCUUAGAGACGUGCAAGUGCUACGACGUCAUCAAGAACUCUGGCAAAGUGGUCGUCUUUGACGUCAAGAUUCCGAUGAACCUCGCAUUCUUUGCGCUCGUCGAGCACCACAUCAAGUCGGUGCCGCUCUGGGACGCGGACCAAGGCUGCUUUGUGGGCAUGUUUACGUCGACGGACUUUGUCAACAUCCUGCGCCACUUUUACAGCACAGGAUCGCCGAUGAACGCGGCGGCCGAGCACAGCAUUGCGUCCUGGAAGGCGCUGAGCCUGCGCAUGAAUUUGUUGCCGCCGACGCACUCGCAGAUGCUGUACGUCUCGCCCGAAGACUCGCUCCUCUCGGCCCUCCUUCUGCUUCGCACGCACCAACUGCACCGCCUCGCGGUCCUCGACACGCAGCAAAACUCGGUGCUCUCGAUCCUCACGCACUUUGGCAUCCUCGAGUACCUCGUCUCGACCUUCCGCGAGCAGCGCCGGCUCUUUGAUCAGUCGAUCGUCGAGCUCGGCAUUGGCACAUUCACGAACCUCAUCACGGUGCCCGAAGACACGCCGCUCAUCCACGUCUUGCACACGCUCAUGGAGCAACGGAUAUCCGCCGUGCCGAUCGUCGAUGCCAGUGGCGCGGUCGUAAAUCUCUACUCGGUCUCGGACGUCACGGAGCUGGUGAAGGACAGAACGAUCUCGACGCUGGACGCGGCUGUCGGCGACAUCUUGCGCGUCCAGCAAGCCGAGGGAAUUUUGGGCGACAACCUCCACUUUUGCUCCCAGCAGGACACGCUGCACAUGCUCUUUGAGAAGUUUGCGGCUGCCAAGGCGCACCACUUGGUCUGCGCGGACGAGAGCCGCCGCUGUGUAGGAAUCGUAGCGCUUAGUGAUUUGUUUAAUUAUUUCCUGCAAUAAACGGCAGCGCCAUGCACGCACCCACGUUCCCACCGACA